ACUAAAGAACCUUUGACCCUAUAAAAAAAACCCUCCUUCAGAUUAAAACAACACUCACUAACGUUUGUUUUGUGUAGCUUUCAGAAUACUCCCCCAAUAUCAAAAUAAUAAAAAUGAAUAAUAUCAUGAAAUUAUUCUCUAUUUUUGUCGUGUGUAUCCUCCAAGUCCAAAUAGCCUUGUCUCAACAAAAUCAGACGACUACUGAACCAACCAAUGUACAACGAAUCUGCAAGCUAAACAUUAAUCCAAGUCUAUGCAUCUCGACUCUCGAUCUUGAUCCUAGAAGCAAGAACGCAAGUGCCCCUGAGCUUGCGUUGAUCUCUGUGGACGCGACGUCAAAGAAAGUGAACGAGACGUUAGAAUAUCUCAUCUCGGUUCGUAAAAACGUCACAAACGCUCAAGACUCCACGAAGUACGAUGCUUGUAUCAAGGCGUACCGUACGGCAGUUCAUAUGUUCCUACCGGCAGCUUUGGCGGAUUUGAAAUUGAAAUCUAGGAGCUAUUCUCGGGCAGCGUCUGAAAUGAAAAGCGUUGUGUCGGUGUCGGAUGAGUGCCAGGCGCAAUUUGCCGGAAGUUCACCGUUAACCGAACGUAACAAAGUCGUCCAUGAUAUCGCCGGAAUGAGUAGUGACUUUAUCAGAUAUUUCUAUGAAAAUUAAUAAUCUAGACUUGUUUUUGUAAUAAGUUCAAAGGUGUAACGGAAUAAGUUUUUAAACAAAAAUUAUGAAUAAAAAACCUAACUGAGAUAUA
Thlaspi arvense is the source of this 750-nucleotide messenger RNA. Lineage: Eukaryota; Viridiplantae; Streptophyta; Magnoliopsida; Brassicales; Brassicaceae. The record is from the annotation of a GenBank genome assembly.